AUGAUUGUCAGUGGUUUGGUCCCGCUGGAGCCUAAAGUCCUCAAACCCCCACACACGCACUGGCCCCGGAAUCAGGGUCUUUGUGUGAAACAUCCCUGGGAGUGUCACAAGUGCCCCACCUCCACUGACCUGACGUGUGCAGAUGUAACUCGUGAUGAGAAGUUGUCUGAGAAGGUUGGCGUUGGUGAUCACGGCUUAUCUGCAAAUGAAGGAAAAGAGGAUGCACUGGAUGCCGAAGAGAAAUCACACAACGGAAGUGGAGAAAACGGCGAGCUGGAGGAUGCAGAAGGAUUGGUUGGUCAUUUAAAGUGGAUCCACCCGGAUCUGCCCAGCAGAUGCACCUGGAAGCUCGGCGCUCCGAAUUCAGAGUCACCUCACAGCCACCCGCCGUGCACCAAACCAUCAGCCAUCCUCCCCAACAUCCUCGGUCACAUCGGACACACGCCCCUGGUUCGCCUGAACAGAAUCCCAAAGGAGUUUGGACUCAAGUGUGAAAUCUUGGCCAAGUGUGAGUUCUUCAACGCGGGAGGAAGCAUCAAAGACCGUAUCGCCCUGCGGAUGGUGGAGGACGCCGAGAGAGCGGGCGUCCUCCGACCAGGGGACGCCAUCAUCGAGCCCACCUCUGGGAACACAGGUAUCGGCCUCGCCCUCGUCGCUGCUAUUAAAGGCUACCGCUGCAUCAUAGCGAUGCCUGAGAAGAUGAGCAUGGAGAAGGUGGAACUGAUGAGAGGUCUUGGGGCAGAAAUCGUGCGCACGCCUGCGACCGCAGCUUUUGACUCGCCGCAGUCUCACAUCCGUACGGCCUGGCGCCUGAAGAGCGAGAUUCCCAACUCACACAUCCUGGACCAGUAUCGCAACGCCAGCAACCCCCUGGCCCACUACGACACCACCGCUGAGGAGAUACUGGAGCAGUGUGACGGUAAACUGGACAUGUUGGUGGCCGGAGCCGGCACCGGCGGCACGGUCACGGGUCUCGCCCGUAAGCUGAAGGAGAAGUGCCCCGACAUCAAGAUAGUCUGCGUUGAGCCCGAGGGCUCUCUUCUGGCAGACUCUGCAGCCAAGGAUGUGAAAACUGUGUACGAGGUGGAGGGCAUCGGAUACGACUUCAUCCCCACCGUGCUGGACAGAUCGCUUGCUGACACGUGGUACACGGCUACGGACGUGGAGACGUUCACCAUGUCACGCAAGCUCAUCAGAGAGGAGGGCCUUCUCUGCGGCGGCAGCUCUGGCUCGGCCAUGGCAGCAGCGGUGAAGGUGGCCCGGCAGCUAGAGGAAGGGCAGCGGUGUGUGGUGAUCCUGCCCGACUCCGUCCGCAACUACAUGUCAAAGUUUCUGAGGGACGAGUGGAUGCAGGAGAAGGGUUUCCUCGGCCCGGAGGCGCCACUGGACUCCAAACCCUGGUGGUGGAACCAGACGGUCCAGAGUUUACACCUGUCCGACCCCCUCACCGUGUCACCGGACCUGUCCUGCCAGAAGACAGUCGAGGUCCUGAGAGAAAAGGCCUUCGAUCAGGCUCCUGUGGUUGAUGAGUGGGGGGCGAUCCUGGGGAUAGUUACUUUGGGGACUGUUCUGUCCUCUGUGCUGGAUGGGAAGGUCAAACCUUCAGAAGCCGUCGGCUCGGUGCUCUGCAAGGACUUCAGGAAGGUGCAGCUGACAGACCACCUGGGCACCUUGUCCUGCAUCCUCAAAACACACAACUGUGCCCUCGUCGUGCAUGAUCCCAUCAAGCAUGAGGGCGACGGCUCGGCUCGCUCCAGGCAGAGGGUGUUUGGCGUCGCGACCGCCGUCGACCUCUACAGCUACGUCACCUCAUGUGAGCGGCAGGAUCCCUCUGCGUCCGACAGCUCGCUCGUGUCUCCGUCCUGCUGA
Molecule: messenger RNA, 1869 nt
Organism: Cololabis saira (Pacific saury)
Lineage: Eukaryota; Metazoa; Chordata; Actinopteri; Beloniformes; Belonidae
Gene: cbsb
Product: cystathionine beta-synthase b
Exons: 15
Coding region: 1-1869 (622 amino acids)
Cellular component (GO): cytoplasm
Molecular function (GO): cysteine synthase activity; cystathionine beta-synthase activity
Source: RefSeq, a predicted model, not a curated record